AUGCGCACGUAGAAAUUAAAGCUACUUAUUACUGUUAAUAUUUUAUUUUAAAAUUUAAUAAAUUCGGAAAGGAAAUGGACGAAACUGUGGACGAAACGGCGUUUAAUGCCAAUAUCGGCCGUAUUGCUCGAUCCACGCUUUUGCGCGAUGCUGAACAGUCGAUUCAUAGAGAGCUGAUCGACUACGCAGUAGCGUCGUGCCGACUGUUUUACAUCCAGGAUGCUUCAGCCUGGAAGGAAUGGGAAACCAGCAAUGAGGCUUUCAGGGAUCUCACUGCUAAAGAAGUGUGCUUUUUAUUCCUGACCGACGUUUUGCCCCAACUAGACACCUUUCAGCUUCCGGAGAUGGCCAAACAACGUCUCAAGCUUCUGGAUCUGCAUCCAUUUUUUAAACGCGUUUGCCAAGGCUAUCAGUAUACUCCAGAUUGCGACCUUGCAGCUCGAUUCGUAGUACAGCCGCAGAAGAAUUUUAUCAUGCCUAACGAUAUUAAAAAAAUCAAGAAUAGCGAUUCCCUGAAAAGAUGUCAAACCGUGCUUAUAAAAAGUGAUGAAGUGGAGCACAAGACCUGCGUUGGGUACCGAAGCAAGGUCACCCUGGAGUCCGCCGUUCUGUUCUCGGUUCUGUUAUCCACCAAUCAUGAGCUUUCUAUUGGGAAGAUGCUCGAUAUGACUGAGAUUCACGAACGACUGCGGCGCGCCAAACAGUCAUUUGAAGAUACUGCCAAAGUUACUCCGUACCGAAUGAACAUUGACGACCUAAUCUACAAUUUGGAUGUCUGUGCUAAGGUUAAAUCUAAACUUUGCCGAGUUAUAAGUGAUUGUAAAAAGUAUUAGAAAGGAUAAGUAAUAUGUGCGCUUUAUGAUAUUUGAAAA
This is a messenger RNA of Drosophila teissieri, 872 nucleotides long. RefSeq lists its product as uncharacterized. Lineage: Eukaryota; Metazoa; Arthropoda; Insecta; Diptera; Drosophilidae. The transcript is spliced from 2 exons. The coding region runs from base 75 to 833 and encodes 252 amino acids. The record is from RefSeq and is a predicted model, not a curated record.